AUGUCUGCCUCAACGUGGUCACCACCUAAGUUCCCGUUUGCUCGCCCUGAAGGAGCGGUUCCAGCUCUCGAGUAUGCACGUCUACGAGCCAGUGAUCCUGUCUCGCAGGUUGAGCUGUGGGAUGGUAGUCUUGCUUGGCUGGUUAUUAAGCAUAAGGAUAUGUGCAGCGUGUUGACUGAUAAUCGACUUUCGAAGGAACGAACUCGACCAGGCUUCCCAGAACUUUCUGCCGGUGGGAAGCUCGCUGCGAAGAACAAGCCAACAUUCGUAGACAUGGACCCGCCUGCUCAUAUGCAGCAACGAAGCAUGGUGGAGUCACUCUUCACCAAAGCGCACAUCGAUAGCAUGCGUCCACAAAUCCAGAAGACUGUGGAUUCCCUCUUGGAUGAGAUGAUCAAGAGAGGAGGGUCCGAACCAGUUGACCUCGUCGAGAAAUUCGCUCUGCCUGUCCCUUCAUAUACCAUCUACAGCGUUCUCGGCGUGCCUCUCUCCGACCUGCCAACCCUUACCAACUUCGCAGCUAUCCGUAGCAACGGCUCAGCAACGGCGACCGAAGCAUCAAACGCCAACGAUGAACUGCUCAAAUACAUGGCGGGUCUUGUCGACAAGCGGCUUUCUGCUCCAAAGGAGGAUCUCAUCAGUCUCCUCGUGAGUGAACAGCUCAAGCCUGGUCAUUUGACCAAAGACGACGUUGUGCAAAUUGCUUUCUUGCUCCUGGUGGCUGGUAAUGCCACGAUGGUGAAUAUGAUUAACCUUGGUGUUGUCACAAUCCUCCAAAAUCCGGACCAACUUGAAGAUAUGAAGAAAGAGCCCCUGGAGUGGGCUCCAAAGUUUGUGGAAGAGUUGUGUCGGUACCAUACUGCGUCAGCACUGGCGACGAAGAGAGUUGCGAAAGAGGAUGUGGUGAUUGGUGGGAAGGCUAUCAAGAAAGGAGAGGGCAUUAUUGCUGCCACGCAGAGUGGAAAUAGAGAUGAGGAUGUGUUCCUGGAUCCUGACGUCUUUGAUAUGAAGAGAGCAAGAGGAAAGGAAGAAGCGUUGGGGUAUGGGUGGGGUGAGCAUAGGUGUGUGGCUGAGUGGCUGGCUAGGGCUGAGCUGGAGAUAGUGUUUGCCACGCUGUGGCAGAAGCUUCCAAAGUUGAAGUUGGCGAUCCCUUUCGAGAAAGUCAAAUAUUCGCCACCGACUAAGGAUGUUGGUAUCAUUGACCUCCCUGUUGUAUUCUGA
Molecule: messenger RNA, 1221 nt
Organism: Hyaloscypha bicolor E
Lineage: Eukaryota; Fungi; Ascomycota; Leotiomycetes; Helotiales; Hyaloscyphaceae
Product: cytochrome P450
Exons: 5
Coding region: 1-1221 (406 amino acids)
Molecular function (GO): iron ion binding; monooxygenase activity; heme binding
Source: RefSeq, a predicted model, not a curated record